AUGGCAUGUUUGCAUCGUGCUGGCUACAUCCAUGGCGACCUGAAAGCAGACAACAUGUUCUACAAGGGCUUGGAUAAGAACGGUUGCCCAGCCGGCGUUGUGCUCGCUGACUUCGGCUUAUCGCAGCCUCUGAAUUCCCAGAUGCCUACCUUUGAAGCCAAGUACUACCCAGGGUCCUUUCACCUUGUGGACAGCCUCUUCAGCGGAAAGCCGGACACGCCCAAAAUCCGAAUGCCAGGCCGCAAGGACGUUGUCAGGGCCAGUGAGGUGAUCGACAGAUGUUCCUUGCUUCUUUUUGCCUAUGCAAACUUCGGCACAGAGGUGAUUGGCCCUGGUAAACCCAUCAGGCAAGGUGGCUGUGGCAGGAUGGGUGUGAACCGCCCAUACCUCCUUCCAACACAUUCAAUCUUCCCUGAAGACUGA
Messenger RNA from Symbiodinium pilosum, 423 nucleotides. NCBI's taxonomy places the organism in Eukaryota, Dinophyceae, Suessiales, Symbiodiniaceae. The record is from the annotation of a GenBank genome assembly.